Molecule: messenger RNA, 591 nt
Organism: Dicrocoelium dendriticum
Lineage: Eukaryota; Metazoa; Platyhelminthes; Trematoda; Plagiorchiida; Dicrocoeliidae
Source: the annotation of a GenBank genome assembly
AUGUCGACACGGCACGCUAGCGGCCACAGUGCUGCCGAUACCUCGAAGGCUAAGUGCAAGGCGCCGAACCUGCAUACAAUGCGGACGCCUGAGGCCCACUACAAUUGCAAAUUCAGUACAGUUAGCCGCACGCGAGCAAACGUGAGAGGUGGCUUACCCGAGGCGACAGGCCAUAGCCACACGGAUGGGAAGAGUUCCGAACGACUACAACCCGACGGAGCGGUGUUACAACCGCCCGGUGAUUAUGAUGUUUACACCCUGGAUAGACUGCACGAAACUCUGGCCACUCUGUUUACCGGAAACUUGCCAACUCAUUUAUGGUUGCUUAAAAUCGACACAAGUCCGGACUCAUUCGGGACAGCUCUUCUGGAUCUGCGUCAUUUACCUUCGUUCACAUGGGCCUUGAAGCAAAGAGAAUUGCAUGGACGGGAGGAAUGGUCGGAAACUUGGAUCCAAGAGCCCACCUGCACAAAAAUCCUUGAAGAAGUACCCCAAAUAUUAAAGAAGCACCUUGAGCUGCAAAACCGAUCAAUGUAUCCUGACAAAAGCAGUUUUCUCAAAGCUUUUCUCUCUGAAGGUGGGUCUGAUUGA